CCAUAUGCAAACAUACCACAUACAUGUAUGGUGCCAAUAAGAGGGCAGAGAGUAUUAUCUAUCAUCAUCCACAUUCCAUAUGGCUCCUGUUAUCCCCUCAACUUUCUCUCUCUACACUUCUUCUCCUUCAUUUUUCCCACGAAAUCCUUUUAAAUCUUCUAUUUCUUUAUCUCCAGACACCUUCAUUCACAUUAACUCUCCUUGGCUAUGCGAUGCCAGCAAAAAACCAAGCUUUGUGGAUCAAAUUCUUGAUUAUAUUGAAGGAGGGCCAAAAUUGAGAAAAUGGUAUGGAGCACCUGAUCUUCUUCCAAAGGAUGGAUCAACAGCUGAGGAAGAGAAUGAUUCAGAAAUUGAAGAAGUCAGGGAUGCUGUUCUAAUCACUGAUGGAGAUACUGAGAUUGGGCAGAUGGUGAUUUUGUCUUUGAUUGUGAAACGGGCUCGAGUGAAAGCUUUGGUAAAAGAUAGACGGGCUGCUCUAGAAGCUUAUGGAAACUACGUCGAGCCAUUGGCUGGAGAUGUAAAUGAUAAGGGGUUCUUGAAGAAGGCUUUAAAGGGUGUUCGAGCGAUCAUAUGCCCAACUGAAGGUUUCCUGUCGAAAGUUGGGAACUUGCAAGGAGUUCAACAUGUUGUUCUCUUAUCUCAGUUAUCUGUGUAUAAAGGUGCUGAUGGCAUUCAAGCUCUGAUGACCGGCAAUGCAAGAAAGCUGGCUGAACAAGAUGAAUCGAUGCUAAACGCCUCAGGAAUUCCCUACACUAUCAUCAGAGCUGGUUGUCUACAGAAUACUCCUGGCGGAACACAAGGGUUUAGCUUCCAAGAGGGUAGUGCUGCAAAGGGAAGUCUAAGCAAAGAAGAUGCGGCGUUCGUCUGUGUCGAGGCACUUGGCUUAGUUCCUGAAACCGGAUUCACUGUCGAGGUGGUCAAUGGAGAAGAGAAAGUUUCAGAUUGGAAACGAAGAUUUACAGAGUUGAUGGGGGUUUACGGCAAAGGUCAAGGAUGAUAAUGAGCUAGUUCAAGAUGUUGCAGCCUUUCAGGCUAAGACCCCAAUGGGUUCUACCGAAUUUUUUGUAUAAAUUUGUGUGUUAAGACUUGUGGGUUUCACUAAUUCUCUAUUUAUAUUUUUUUCCCAAUUGAAGUUGCAUGUGAAUAUACACAAUUAAAUGUACCACUAUAAGUAACUUUCAACUGCCAACUAA
Messenger RNA from Amaranthus tricolor (Joseph's coat), 1193 nucleotides. RefSeq lists its product as uncharacterized. Bases 80 to 997 code for a protein of 305 amino acids. Lineage: Eukaryota; Viridiplantae; Streptophyta; Magnoliopsida; Caryophyllales; Amaranthaceae. The transcript is spliced from 9 exons. Gene Ontology annotation, cellular component: chloroplast. The record is from RefSeq and is a predicted model, not a curated record.